Molecule: messenger RNA, 1189 nt
Organism: Humulus lupulus (European hop)
Lineage: Eukaryota; Viridiplantae; Streptophyta; Magnoliopsida; Rosales; Cannabaceae
Exons: 4
Coding region: 119-1189 (356 amino acids)
Source: RefSeq, a predicted model, not a curated record
CCCAAAUGAGUUCCCGCCAGCUUUGCCAUUUGGAUUUGAGAAUGUCAUAACUCCGGAUGAAUGGUUAGCGUUUGUGAACUCAAGAUUAACUCCCGAGUGGCAAAGAAAGAGAGAGGAGAUGCAAAAUUAUCGAGCACUGAAUAAAUACAAUCACAACCUCUCUAGAGGAGGCUAUGUGCGUAUUGAAGAGAUGUUAAUGGAACAAAGUGGGAAAAGUCUGACUGAACUUGAUAGGGCAGAUUUAUGGAGCAUGGGUCGUCGGAAUGCAAAAGGAGAGCUAAUUGGAGAGGCCUCUGAGAUUCAAAAAAAUAUUGAUCAUUACCGGCAACUCCAAGCUGAGGGUAAAUGGGCACCUGAUGGCCCUGAUGAUGUGCUGACGAGGGCGUUGGGCACUCCUGAGCCUCGAGGACGUGUUAGGGCUGGAGGACACGGUGUGUCCCGCUCAGUAUAUUGGAAUACUCCAACACCUACCUCAACGAAAAAUAAAUCAAAAGCCUCUUCUUCGAAUGACGACAUUAGAAAGGAAUUUGAAGAAAGAUUUCGAAAACAAGAAGAAGAGCAUCGUCAACAAGCACAACGCCUAGAAGAGCGCCUUCAACAACAAGAUGAGCUCUUGAGAAAAUUAUUGGCCCAACAGAGCGGGUCAGGAUCUAACGUUGGAGUCCCACCAGCGCCAUCAUCAUACUAUGUGCCCGACCCACCAGUGCCACCAGCGCAGGCGUCCUACUAUACUCCGGACCCAGUAGUGCCUCAAGCAGAACACCACAUUGUUGCACUACAACCGCUUUUGCAAGAGGGCCGAGCAUGCCAAUUAGCAAUUGGUUCGGUUUCAAACAUUGUUGCAUCAGGUACACUCAUUGAAAGAGAGGCAGGCAACAACUUCCAAGUUAUGAUUACGAGUGUUCUUAAAUCGGCUAGAGGUGGAUGUCCAGAGGUGAGAUGGAUGAGUAUUCUUAUUUAUGUCGCUACGACUAUACUAAAGAGAUCUGUGGGCAAGAACUCUUCAGCAACCUAUGAAGGAAGUGACUUGCUAUGUCAAUCUGGGCUGAAAUGCAAGGGUGAUGACUCUAAUCUAGGUUGGGAAGAUGGCUUGGCAGAUUUGGUCGAUGGUUGGAGCUCCUUAACAAACAACGACCAGGAGGAUCUGAGGAAUGCUUCCACAAAGAUGACGAUGAAGAUUGCGAUCUAA